AUGUCGCCGAAGAACUGUUCGCUUUGUCAAAAUGCCCGUGCGAUUGUGAAAAGGCCGAAGACGGGCCAACAGAUCUGCAAAGACUGCUUUUUCUACGUAUUCGAGACCGAAGUGCACAACACCAUCACUGAGGCGAAGCUAUUCAAACAUGGUGAUAGGGUUGCAAUUGGAGCUUCAGGAGGCAAAGACUCCACGGUCCUCGCAUAUGUUAUGAAGACGCUCAACGAUCGAUAUAGUUAUGGUCUGGAGUUAUUCCUUCUCUCAAUAGAUGAGGGAAUCACCGGUUAUAGAGAUGAUUCACUAGAGACUGUCAAGCGUAAUCAACAGCAGUAUGAUAUGCCUUUGAAGAUCCUCUCGUACGACGAACUAUAUGGCUGGACUAUGGACCGAAUUGUAUCAACCAUUGGAAAGAAAAAUAACUGUACUUUUUGCGGUGUAUUUCGACGACAGGCGUUGGACCGUGGCGCAUCGGCGCUGAAUGUCGACCAUAUUGUGACCGGUCACAAUGCGGACGAUAUCGCAGAGACCGUACUAAUGAACAUAAUGAGGGGAGAUAUUGCUAGACUAGGACGGUGUACGUCGAUAUGUACACAGGGAGAGGACACGAUCAGGCGAUCCAAACCCUUUAAAUAUGCUUAUGAGAAAGAGAUCGUUAUGUACGCCUACUUCAAAAAGCUCGACUACUUCUCCACAGAAUGCAUAUACUCGCCCGAUGCAUACCGCGGACACGCCCGCACAUUUCUCAAAGACCUUGAGGCCGCACGACCUAGUUCCAUCAUCGAUAUCAUUCAUUCUGGAGAGGCAUUCGAAGUGAAAGACGAAGUGAAAGCGACACAGAAAGCUCAACAAACAUGCAAACGGUGUGGAUAUAUGUCAAGCAAUGAUCUUUGCAAGGCAUGCACGCUGCUUGAGGGUUUAGAGCGCGGUAUGGCUAAUGCCGCUAUUACUGACCGCGCUCAGCGAAAGGCCAAUAGCGAGAGCUCUGCGCCUGAUAAUCUACGCACAAUCCCAUUCUUCAAGAUGCCGCAUGGACCAGGCCCAUCUGUUCCCGUCGAAGCCCCAGCAUAGAUCGCGGUACACCGCCAGCGUAUGUUUGCUGUGUAUUUAGCGUGUCCUUGAGGGUAUAUAUUUAUUAUAUAUGUAGCAAUAUAUCUAAUACGGUCUGAACUUC
This is a messenger RNA of Heterobasidion irregulare TC 32-1, 1171 nucleotides long. RefSeq lists its product as uncharacterized. Gene Ontology annotation, molecular function: tRNA binding. The coding region runs from base 1 to 1068 and encodes 355 amino acids. Gene Ontology annotation, biological process: tRNA wobble position uridine thiolation. Gene Ontology annotation, cellular component: cytosolic tRNA wobble base thiouridylase complex; mitochondrion. Lineage: Eukaryota; Fungi; Basidiomycota; Agaricomycetes; Russulales; Bondarzewiaceae. The record is from RefSeq and is a predicted model, not a curated record. The transcript has 7 exons.